This is a messenger RNA of Rotaria sp. Silwood2, 2743 nucleotides long. Lineage: Eukaryota; Metazoa; Rotifera; Eurotatoria; Philodinida; Philodinidae. The record is from the annotation of a GenBank genome assembly.
CCUCCCCUCUCGUCUUUUGAAAAAUUGCAGGAAAUUUUCUAAUUGCUCAGAAAUUUUGGAGAAUUUAAUCUGAUUUUUGCAAUGCCAUGCAUGACCGCGGAAAAGUCAAGUGAAAGUUCACCCAGGUUGUGAAAACCGAAGAUUCUCUAAUGUACCAUAAGGAAAAGAAUGUGCAUAUGAGUUUUUUUCCCAGCUCACAAUGAUGAUGUGUUAGUACUUUUUCCUGAGUCAAUUGAUGACGUAUUAAUGAUAUCUAAAAUAUAUAUAGAAGAAUGUUUGUCUGUUCUUUAUGCAUUUUGCCCCUGUAAGAGCUAGCGUCACCAAACUUUCCAUGGCAUACCCUUAGGUCCAGGGAAAGGUCGAGACGGGGUCGGCGCGACCGAGGGACUAGGGAAGGCCCCAUCCGUUUUCGAAAAAUCAAAGAAAAUUUUGUUGAUUUUUCCAAAGUGUUAGAGAAUUUUCUCAGACUUUUGGAUCAUCUUCCUUCUACUUUUAUCUCUUCGUGCUGCGCCUGGGUCAAAAGCUACUUUUUGAUCGGAAGUUUCUACGUCCGGGGUAUUCGAUGACCUCAUUAUUGAAGCAUCAUAGUAUGUGACCCAUGCAAGUAGUCUGAGCAUGCAAUUGUUUCGUCAAUAAGUCGAGAACAAAAGGAGAGAAACAUCUGAUGUUUUCACCAAUUCACACCAGAGAUUCUAAGGUGUGGAAGUAUGCUCAGACUUGAUUGGUCUAUUUCCUGAUCGGUUGGAUUUUAGCAUAUAUUAAUGGUUAGUGAUCUAUAUAUAUAAAGCAGAAAGUUUGUUUGUCUGUUUGUUCUUCAUGCAUUUGGACACCGUACGAGUAAAUGCAACGAAAAUUUUCAGAGACCAUCCUCUCAUCCAGGAGGAGAUCAACCACCCCUUUUUGUCAAAAAAAACAUCGGUGCUCCGCCUACAACAUGCCCCGCUAUGUAUCUGACCAAUGAGAUUGAACUACUGAGCAGCGGAUUGUGAGCAAGCACAAAACAUGUACCUAGGAGUUUUUGAGGGUGCUGAGCUUGAAUCUGGAGUCCAUUUGCCUCGAAAUUCUAUUGGUUGACCAAAAACCAAUAGGAAUCGAGUUUUUGAGAAAACGAAUAUCACUGGAUGAUCGGAGGUAGGACAUUAGGAAUCUGAAGUCUAUUAAGCUCGAUACUAUUCUUUUAAUCAAGUUUUCAACGAAAAUGUUUCAAAACGAUGUCAAUUUUUACAAAGAAGCUUUUUAAACUCCAAACUAAUGCAAUGGCACAAGACUAUGUGUCAAAAGUCUAAUGCCUCAUGUUAUUGAAGCAACAAUCUUAACAGACUAUGCCAAAGGAGAAGAUGUAUUUAUACCGCGGAUACCUAUCAUUCCUACGGGUAUGCCUUUUGAAUUUAAAAGUCUACAAUUUCUAGUGCGUCUCGCCUUUGCGAUGUCCAUCAACAAAUCUUAAGGAGAGUCUCUUAAGGUUGUCUGCAUUAACCUAGAGACUCCUUGCUUUUCCCACGGACAACUUUACGUGGCAUGUUCAAGAGUUGGAACUGGAAAGAAUUUGUAUGUCUUUGCGCUUGAUGCGAACACUAAAAACAUUGUGUAUCAAUCUGCUUUACAAUAAAAAUUGUUUUUCAAUGCAGAUAUCCUUUUUAAAUCUUCUACUAUGUCAAUGAUACAAUAACAAAUCUCCCGGGCAACACCGGGUACCUCCACUAGUAAAUUUAAUAUUUUUGGAGUAAGAUGAACAAGAAUUUAAAGAAAUUUCAAAAAAAUUUCUAAUACGAAUCUAAGUUUUUUUCAAUGCCGAACUGACCAAUAAAAAUCUUCAGACUCGGACCCGACGGACUCUACCGUUGACUAAAGUAUUUCAAUUAGUUUAUUGUCUAUCGUCAAAAACAAAUUAAUAUAUUAGUAUUGAUGCCUGAUUAUUAAACAUGAUAAUGAUAAUCUCACAAAAAUACUAUAGAAAUAAAAUAAUCUUUUAGAGUUAAUAUAUUUAACUUAUAAAAUUGUCUCAUUAACAUAUUCUAUUGAUUAUUAAUAAUAAUAUAUGUGAACAAUCGAUUUUAUUUUGUUAGAAGAAUUAUUCAUAAAUAAUAAAGGAAGUUUUUCUUUCAAUGAAAUAUGUUUUAUUGUUAAUAUUUUUUGUUUUAUCUGUUAAUUUUUCAUAAAGAAAAAAUAGAUUUAAUAAAUUAUAUUGAAAAAAAAAUAUUUAUUUUCGUAAAUUUAGAUUGGUAGAUUAAUUGGUGCAAUUCUAUCUGUGUUUCUAUCAGUGAAUAUAUGUCUUGAUAUUGUUUGGUUUGGAGGAUUUUGUCUUGCUGUUGCUUGGUUAAUAUUUGUAUGGUUUAUUGGUUUAUCAACAACAAGUUUAUUUGUACUUGGAUCAGUAACUGGUUUAGUAUUUUCUCCAAUAUUUCCUUUAUCAAUUGCAUUAUUCAACCAAAGAUUAAAUGUUGUACCAAUACUUCUUGCUUCUCUUUUAUCUGGAUCAGCAAUUGGAGCAAUAACACUUCAAAAAAUAGCUGGUUUUGUUAUGGAUCGGAAUCCAAAACAUUUUCCAACACUUUUAAUUAUUUGUUUGUUGAUGUCAAUUUUCUUGUAUCUUAUUUCAAAUCUCGUUUAUUUUUUUCAUCAACGAAAAAUCUCAUUAACUGCUCAAUCCUGUUUAAGAGAAGAUGCAACUCUUCCUCCUGAACAUUUUAAUGAAGAAGAACAACAAAUGACUACUUUUUUAAGACAUCAACAACGUACAUAA